Messenger RNA from Gryllus bimaculatus (two-spotted cricket), 2905 nucleotides. The record is from the annotation of a GenBank genome assembly. NCBI's taxonomy places the organism in Eukaryota, Metazoa, Arthropoda, Insecta, Orthoptera, Gryllidae.
AUGUAUGAUGAUAAAACACGAAUAGAAAUGCAAACUAGUGGUGCUAAAACAAGCACGCACAUUCUCCCCAAAGACGCCGCGCCGUCCAUUCACGUCAAAUUACCGGGCGCCCCUGCCACGCCUUCUCAGACGCCGCUCAUUUCGCCACGCUACGCGAUCCGGGGCUGUAAUUUGGGCCCGAUGGCCGUCCAGAGCCGCAAAGCGGAGCGGGGCUACGCGGCGGGCCCGGAGGCCUCGAGGGCUGGGAGGAGCAGCGAGGGGGCGGAAAACGAGUUACGUCUGGGGCCAAUCACAGGCAGCUGUCAUGUAUUUAAGACCAAGCAACCGCGCCGGCCUCUAUCAAGGUUACACAUCGAUGUAAACCGUGGAAUGCGGCUCCGAACCUGCUGUCAUCACUUCGACGCCAGACGGCUGCCUAACCGCCGCUCCGCCGGCGGGGCGGGAGCGUUUUGCAGAGCAGGUCAACGCACGCGCAUUCGCGGCCAGACGGCCCGCACGCGGUCGAACGCGGCGUUACGAGGCCGUUCCCGCAAGAGGCGGCGUUUCGGAGAAGAUAACUCAUCUACUUCAACUGAACCAUCUAAAACUAUCUGUGGCAUUAAUGGCACAAUGGUAGAAAUUGAGUUGGCUGCUGGGAUUCGCGCCCUGACCGCGUGGGGCCCUUGGCCUGUUGCAGCGGCCGCGGCGGCGCCUUUGGACGCGGCCGAGUCGCGCGCGGGGCGGCAGCUGGGCUGGCCCGGCCUGCUGCCCAUCGGGCCCUGCUUCUCCAGCAAGGGCGAGUUGGGGCGCUGCACCAGCUUCCGCCAGUGCUACCCGUACUUCAAGCUGCCCGAGCUCAGCAACUGGGAGACCUGGGUGCUGGGCAUAUGUUCGGCGUGUGCUGCACCAACCCCGCAACGCCGCGCCCGCCCCUCCACCCCACGCCGCCCCCCGCCCUGUGGAGCCCCAGAACAGCCCCUGAGGAAGGCAAAACCCGUGGGCCCCGGUCGUGAAUCCCAUCCCGCCCAACUGGCUCCGCCGCCUCCCCACGCACCCUCCCACAACACCCAUCCCUUCGCUGCCACGCACACCUCCCUCCCCGGGGGCCCGGCCUCCCGCCCACCUCCCCGGACACCGCCCCACGGCGCCCACGCCGCCCCACGGCCCCCGACGCCGCCCCAGCGGCCACCUACCCCACGCAGCCGCCCACCAAACCGCCACGCGGCGCCCUGGCCCGCCCGUGCCCACGCACCCGCCGCGGGCCCCGACCACCACCACCCGCCCGCCCUGGCAGCCGCCCCAGUGGCCGCCCACCCACCCCACACCGCUCACCACGCACACCACACGCAGGCCCCCGACGAGCCCAGCAACGUGCUCGCAGACGCCUCUUGCGGCGCGCGCAACGGAGCCAUGGAGCAGGAGCGAAUCGUCGGAGGGCAGAACGCAGACAUCGGCGAGUGGCCGUGGAUGGCAGCUCUAUUUAAUGGAGGAAGACAAUUUUGUGGAGGAUCUCUCAUCGACAACAUUCACAUUCUCACAGCAGCACACUGUGUGGCGCACAUGAGUUCAUGGGACGUGGCCCGGCUUACAGUACAUUUAGGAGACCAUAACAUCAAGACAAAUUACGAAGUUCGGCAUAUUGUGAAAAAAGUAAAACGAGUAGUUAGACAUCGUGGCUUUGAUUCUCGAACUUUGUACAAUGAUGUUGCUGUUCUCACUCUCGACUCUCCAGUAACAUUUACACAACAAGUACGACCUGUUUGUCUUCCAAGUGGAAAUGCUCUCUAUGCAGGACAAACAGCUACAGUCAUUGGAUGGGGAAGUCUUCGUGAAAGUGGACGCCAACCAGAAAUUUUGCAAGAAGUAAGUAUUCCAAUAUGGACAAAUAGUGAAUGCAGAGCCAAAUAUGGAAGUGCAGCUCCUGGAGGAAUUGUAGAGCAUUUCUUGUGUGCUGGCUAUGAUGGCAAAGAUUCCUGCAGUGGAGACAGUGGUGGACCGCUCAUGAUAAACAAUGGGAGAUGGACUCAAGUAGGCAUUGUAAGUUGGGGCAUUGGCUGUGGAAAGGGGCAAUAUCCUGGAGUUUACACACGAGUAACACAUUUUAUGCCAUGGAUUACAAAGAAUUUGAAGUAAAAUUCUCAGUUUUGUUAUUAUAUUUCUGGGGAAGGAGAAAGUUCCCAUGCCCGCUUAAGAUCAUAAAAAAUUUCAACAUCAGGCAAAACGCCCUAUUAAAAAUGUAAGACACGAGGCCCUCUUUACUUACAUAAAUUUUCCUCACAAUAAGGCUUUGUUCAAAAUAAUGCAUCAUUGGCAAAGCUUGAGGAUGAAAGAAAGAAGAACCAAAAUGUGGAAAAAUGUGUACAGCAAUUCUUUUAAUGUAAACAAGCUUUCAUAACAAAAUGCUGAUCUUUCGAAAAGCAAGUUCUUUACAGAGUCAUGGGUAAUCUAAUACAAGAAAUUUAGCUUCACAUACCAGGCUCUAACUGCAUUGGAACAGUGCAACACAAAGAAAUCCUCUGAGUGAAAUAGUAUUUUGAACUAAAUGAAAAUCUGUCUACAAUAACAUAGUGUCACAAAUUUUAUGAAUAAAGGUAUAAGAUUUUUUAAAAGAAAGCAAAUGAAAUUUUGUAUGCUAGUCAAACAAUAAAAUCUGCUACCAAUCCAAGUUACUACUAUGAUAACACUCAAAUAUUUCAAAUAUUGUGCCAUGUUUUCUUUGUACUUGUUGACAAUUUCUGUGAAAUAAGAAUUUCAAUAUUUCAUAAAGUGACAUAAUGUAGACUUGAAAAUGCAGACAAAUCCAUUAAAUGAGGUACUAUCAACAGAAGAUUCAAAUUAAUUAAAAUAUGACUUUGCUUAUAAAACAAGUUCUGUACCUCACUCUAGGUUAUUUGGGGAAUUUAAAAAUAAACUUAACUUAUUGUGA